Molecule: messenger RNA, 411 nt
Organism: Vicugna pacos (alpaca)
Lineage: Eukaryota; Metazoa; Chordata; Mammalia; Artiodactyla; Camelidae
Product: beta-defensin 103A-like
Biological process (GO): cell chemotaxis; defense response to bacterium
Cellular component (GO): extracellular region
Molecular function (GO): chemoattractant activity; CCR6 chemokine receptor binding
Source: RefSeq, a predicted model, not a curated record
GUGUCAUCGCCGCAACAUUACAGGAAUCGCAGCUCUUCCCAUGGCUGGGGAGUGAGGCCUUUAUAAAGGGAGCAAGCCCGCCUUCCCUCCCAGUCUCCGCGCCGCGAAGCCAUGAGGAUCCGCUGCCUCCUCUUCGCCCUGCUCUUCCUGUUCUUGCUGCCUGUUCCAGGUAAUGGACGCAUCAUAAACAAGUUACAGAAGUAUUAUUGCAAAGUCAGAAGCGGCCGCUGUGCUGUGCUUGGCUGCCUCCCAAAGGAGGAACAGAUAGGCCGCUGCUCUCUGAGUGGCCGAAAAUGCUGCCGCAAGAAGAAGUGAAAAGCCCAGACUCACAGUGACAGUGUCGCAAAGUGUGAAGAUGCCUGCUUGACGUUUAUAGAAGCCAAGUCAAAUUAAAUAUUUCUUCCAGAAAAG